Molecule: messenger RNA, 941 nt
Organism: Limulus polyphemus (Atlantic horseshoe crab)
Lineage: Eukaryota; Metazoa; Arthropoda; Merostomata; Xiphosura; Limulidae
Exons: 2
Source: RefSeq, a predicted model, not a curated record
CUCGCCCUAUACCUACAGUCAGCAGAGAUCGAAACCGACAUAGUCCUGUUACACCUCAACAAUUGUCGUUGCUUUCUCAACCACCCCAAAAAUCUAAAGGGGGUUCAGUCGGGGAGACUCGUCCCGUUUCCGAUUAUUCAAAUUUUAGGGCAUUGUCCACAUUAGGAACGCUUACACAUCUUAAUGGACUGACCACUGGUGAAGGAGAAACCAUCAAGAGUCUCAGGCCUUUAAAACGAUUUAGGUCUAAAACAGAAAACAUAAUGUCUUCAACGUCUGCGCAAGACCUACUUUUAACGCCAUCUAUAGUUAGUGUUAGUGACAGUGAAGAGUCAGAAAGAUCUCGCCACCGUCGAACCCUGCUUGUAACUGUUGCAAAAAAUGACGAAAACGAGAAACAGCCGAAGAAUAACUUUCCUCACUCUUUUGAGUCGGUAUAAACUCUGAACAUUUUAUUUGUAUAAAGCUACAUAUUGCGCGCCAUCAUUUCUCAUUGUACAGGUUGGGUGUGUAGUGUCAUCUAUUGUAUACUUUGAAACAGAACUCGUGAAAUAUGACGUAAUAAGCUUGUUGAAUAGGGUGGUCCAAAAUUACCUUUUUAUUUUAAAAUUCAAUAAUUAGAUAACUAAGGAAAUACAACAAUGCAGUUUUCAACAUCUUGUAGCUCAACUCAAAUAAUUUUUAUUGUCAUGUUUUGUUCACUCUAGUGAGUAGUGUUAUCCUGUAAAAUGGCAAUCGUGCAAGAAAAGGCUCAAUGUAUCGUUUGGCUAGGAAAUACCAAGUCAGGGACUGUGGUGCAGCGUAAUUAGAGACGUCAGUACAGGAAAGAAGUAUGGGGGUAUGUUAAGGAUAUUGUGUAUCGCACACCAAUAGCAAACAUCACGGAACUAAAGACCAGGAUAACGGACGCCAUCGCCACGGUAACUGUGGACAUGUUGCAG